This is a messenger RNA of Glycine soja, 1386 nucleotides long. RefSeq names its product probable amino acid permease 7. The coding region runs from base 1 to 1386 and encodes 461 amino acids. Gene Ontology annotation, cellular component: plasma membrane. The record is from RefSeq and is a predicted model, not a curated record. The transcript has 7 exons. Lineage: Eukaryota; Viridiplantae; Streptophyta; Magnoliopsida; Fabales; Fabaceae.
AUGGAUGUGAAAACCUCUCUCCCAAUUGUUACAAGUGCUGCUGGUGCUUAUGAUGAUGAUGGGCAUGCUAAAAGGACUGGAAAUUUAUGGAGUGCUGUGGCUCACAUCAUUACUGCUGUUAUUGGUUCUGGUGUUCUGUCUCUUGCAUGGAGUACUUCCCAGUUGGGAUGGAUUGGAGGGCCAGUUGCAUUGCUUUGUUUUGCAAUUAUCACCUAUGUUUCUUCAUCCCUCCUUUCUGAUUGUUAUAGAACUCCUGAUCCUGUCACUGGGAAAAGAAAUUACUCAUACAUGGCUGCUGUUAGAGUCAACCUGGGCAAAAGAAAGACAUGGUUGGCUGGUUUCCUUCAAUUUUUGACCUUGUAUGGGACUAGUUGUGCUUAUGUACUCACCACAGCAAAUAGUUUGAGGGCAAUUUUGAAAGCAAAUUGUUAUCACAAGGAAGGCCAUCAAGCUCCUUGUGGUUAUGGGGAUAAUUUGUAUAUGGUGAUGUUUGGAGUUGUUCAAAUUGGGAUGUCAUUCAUACCAGAUCUCCAUAACAUGGUAUGGGUUUCAGUUGUUGCGGCAAUUAUGUCCUUUACAUACUCCUUCAUUGGACUAGGACUUGGCAUAGCAACAGUUAUAGAAAAUGGAAGAAUUAUGGGGAGCAUAACAGGUAUACCGGCUGCUAACAUUGCUAACAAAUUAUGGUUAGUCUUCCAAGCACUUGGUGACAUUGCCUUUGCCUAUCCAUAUGCCUUGCUCCUUCUUGAGAUACAGGACACUUUAGAGUCUACUCCACCAGAAAACAAAACCAUGAAAAAGGCCUCCAUGGUUGCAAUCUUCAUGACAACAUUCUUCUACUUAUGCUGUGGAUGCUUUGGAUAUGCAGCUUUUGGAAAUGAUACACCAGGGAACCUCUUGACAGGGUUUGGGUUUUACGAGCCUUAUUGGCUUGUUGCCUUUGCAAAUGCUUGCAUUAUUAUACAUUUGGUGGGAGGAUAUCAGAUGUAUAGUCAACCAAUAUAUACUGCUGCUGAUAGAUGGUGCUCAAGAAAAUUCCCCAACAGUGUCUUUGCAAAUAAGUUCUAUAGAGUGCAAGCGCCUCUAUUCCCCGGUUAUGAGCUAAAUCUAUUCAGGUUCUGUUUUAGAACAGCCUAUGUGAUUUCAACCACUGGAAUUGCAAUGUUAUUUCCUUACUUCAACCAAGUUCUGGGAGUGUUAGGAGCCAUAAACUUCUGGCCAUUGGCUAUAUAUUUCCCGGUAGAGAUGUACUUGCAACAAAAGAAUAUUGGAGCUUGGACAAGGAAAUGGAUUCUUCUUAGGACAUUUAGCUUUGCUUGCUUUCUUGUGACAGUCAUGGGCCUGGUGGGGUCAAUUCAAGGAAUCAUAAGUAAAAAACUUGGCUGA